GUCAAGACACUGAUUGCGGAAGCAAUCAAGGCUGAGACGCAGCCGGGGGGCGCAAUCUACAAUUCCGUCGUGGAAAGGGUUACAGAGCAGCUCAGCACCGCGCCCCUCCCAGGCGGGACCGUGUACGCAGCCGUCGAAGAGUCGGCCAAACCUGGAGGCGCCGUCCACGCGGCGUUCACCAACGAGUACAACAGGGCGGCUGACGAAGAAUACCCAUGGCGGGCCGUCUUGCGGAACCUCGCGGUUGCGCAAUGGAGAGCGACGUGGGAGGCGCUCACGGUCGACCCUGACAGUGUCGAGGCAGCCGGGGAGGCCAUCGAGAAGUCUGGGAACCCCGCAGCUAGCCUGCGAGGGUUGAGCGCGGCACACCCAGAGAACAAGGAACUCGAGGCUCUAAAGACCCGCGUCGCGAUGAAGCACGCGGCUCGUACGAAAUGGAAAGAUUUGCGCCUCCCGGGGCGGGGCGGGUCCAGCGAGAAGUUCAAGUGCCACCUCGGAGAGCGAGCCGAUGCCGGCAGGGGCCAGAACAUCCGCGCCCUCAGCCGCUGCGUCUUGGUGCUUUACCGUCUCACGGAGAAGAGGUACACGUCUGUCCUUACCGGCGCCCAGGCCAACGCUGCCAAGGCCGAGGCCCAGCGGGCGACGGUCAUGGAGUGGGUCUACUACGCCAUCAAGGACUUCGGCCUCGACUUGGCGUUCGGGGAGGUUGCGCUCCUGAGCGCGGCUGCCGGCCAGAGCCGCGCGAACGACCUGAACCGACUCGGCGCCGACUCGCCGCAGUCCGCUUUGAAAGCGCGGCGCCUGGGUGACCCGCCGGGCACAACCGCGCCCGCGGGCCACAACCAGAGCGGAGCGGCGGGGUCCGACCCCCGCGCCAGCUCCGGGGCGAGGGCUAACCGCUGGUCCAACGUUCCGGCGGCGGGCCCUCCGGCGGACGCGCCCUUGGCAGCUCCGGGGACGCCGCCAGCCCCUGGUCGCAAGGAGUUGGUGCGACAGAUGAAAGCCAGCCUUGCCGCUGUCGCGCCGGGAAAGUCCGCGCAGUUUUUCCAGAAGUGGUUCGACGAUCGCUUCAAAGAGAAAGGCUUGAAACAGGCCGCCCUCCAGGUCAGCCGAGAGGUGUGCAAGAACUGCUUCUACAGCGGCAGAGGCGCUUUGGAGCGCACUUUUAAAGAGUGCCGCGACACUUUUAAGAACAAGUGCGUCCUCCCGUGCCCGCGGUGUGUAGCCGCGGGCAGGCUGACGGGGGACGUGCACCACUGGGCGCAG
Messenger RNA from Prorocentrum cordatum, 1266 nucleotides. The record is from the annotation of a GenBank genome assembly. NCBI's taxonomy places the organism in Eukaryota, Dinophyceae, Prorocentrales, Prorocentraceae.